AUGGAAACAGCCAGCAAUACUCGAAUUACACUGAAAUUUCCACCCCUUGACAAAGGUCAGAAGGUGAAAAAUUAUGAUCAUCCUGAAGUUCUGCGUGACACCUUUGAGACUCUAUCUAACCUCCACAAGCUGCUGCCAAGUCGUCUGAUGGAGACGCUCUACUCCCUCAAAAGUGAAGAGGACAAAAGAAAAUGUCAAAAUUCUGAACUCUCCGGCUUAGAAAGAAUCUUAGCAAGACAGCAGUUGCUGGAAGAGAUUAAUCUGACACCAAAGCCAAGCAGUACACUCAUAUGGAAAAGAAAACUCAACAGCAAUGAAAAUAAUGGGUGGAAGAGAUGCCACUUGUGGAAGAAAACCAUAAAGGAGCCUCUCAUGUCAACUAUAGUUGUAAGAUGGCUGAAGAAAAACCUGCAGCCCACGGAGGAUCUCCAAUCGGUCAUCCAGAGGCUGUCUGUGUUUGGCCCCAUCCAGUCAUUCACCCUUUGUGGACGACAAAGUGCUAUUGUGGUGUUUAAAGAUAUGACCUCUGCGUGCAAUGCUGUGAAUGCUUUUCAAAGCAGGAGCCCAGGCACACCAUUUCAUUGUUCCUGGCAUCAGCGAUUCAUGUCAAAAGAUGUAAGACUCCUAUGUAAACCCUUCAAGCGUAGUCUACAUAAUUAUUUUCCCCAUCAGGGCUCUAGUUAAAUAUAAUCGUCAUAAGAGCUAUAUUAGUACUGAAAAGAGGCACAAUGGAAGUUUAUUGAGUUCAAGUAUUAGAAAUCAGAAGUACUAUCACACCCCUUCUUUUGAUGUACUUGACUUGGUUUUAACAGUCAU
Molecule: messenger RNA, 816 nt
Organism: Trichechus manatus latirostris (Florida manatee)
Lineage: Eukaryota; Metazoa; Chordata; Mammalia; Sirenia; Trichechidae
Exons: 3
Coding region: 1-684 (227 amino acids)
Molecular function (GO): nucleic acid binding
Source: RefSeq, a predicted model, not a curated record